GAAUUUUUCCCAUCGUUCGCCAUCGACUGUGCUCGAUGUUUGAAACUCCACGGACGCGUGUUCCUUGCAGGACCUUCGGCAAUCCAUUCAAGCCAGCAAGUUUGGAGAGCGUGUUGAGUUUAAUCAAUUCAUAACGUCGAGAUGGAGCCGAACUCACUGAAGUGGGUGGGCUCGUCUUGCGGUUUACAUGGACCAUAUAUAUUCUAUAAAGCCUUUAAAUUGAACCGGGACUGCAAACCGAGGAUUCUGUCCCUCGGAGACUUCUUCUUCGUCAGAUGUAAACCGGAGGAUCCUAUUUGCAUAGCGGAGCUUCAGCUGCUCUGGGAGGAAAGAACAAGCAAGCAACUUUUAUCAAGCUCCAAACUUUAUUUUCUACCCGAGGAUACUCCCCAGGGACGGACAGUCGCUCAUGGAGAGCACGAGGUAAUUGCAGUGUGUGAGAAGGUGGUUGUGCGGCUGGAGGACCUGGUGAAGUGGACGCUACCGGACGUCUCAGGAUGGGCCCACGGUCUGAAGGCCGAGCCCCUCAAAGCCUCCGUGCUCCGGGAGCUGGGGACCAACGGGAGGCGCGAGGCCCUGCACCGCUACCGGGAGAGCACCUUGACCAGCGGACUCAACUUCAAGGAUGUCCAGAGGGAGAGGGCACAGCUAGGCCAGGAGGAGGACGGACGGAAGGUGCUGGUCCUCAGCUAUCCCCAGUACUGCCGCUACCGCUCGGUGCUGGCUCGGCUCAGCCAGCAGCCGUCCUCCCUGCUCAUCGACCACACGGUGCUGGCGCUGGGCGGCAUCGCUGCGUUGGGCGGCAGCACGAGGAUCCUGUACUGCCGGGAUACCUUUGAGCAUCCGGCCCUGCUGCAGAACGAGAGCAUCUGCGACGAGUUCGCUCCCAACCUCAAAGGGCGACCUCGGAAGAAGAAACUGUCCAUUUCUCAGAGGAGGGACUCCCUGGGUCAGGCUCAGGGUCAAGGGUCAUCGGGGUCAAGCCAGGGAUCAGCGGCGGUGGCAGCACAGGACCCCUGCAGCCCUGAGAGCAAAACUACAACCAAGGUCAAACCCAACUGCAAGACGGUACCCAACGGAAAACUGCCGCCAGCCGCCAGAUACAAGGCCAACGGCCUCAGCAAGAGGUCCUCCGCAGAGGAGAAGGAGAGAGGCAAGGAGAAGGAGAGAGAAAAGGAGGAGAGAAGCGAGAGGGAGGAGAAUAAAGAGGAGGAAACAUCAGAGGAGAGUCGAGCGGAGGAGCAGACUUUCUUAGUAUCACUGUACAAGUACAUGAAAGACAGAGACACGCCCAUAGAGAGGAUUCCCUUCCUCGGCUUCAAACAGAUCAACCUUUGGACCAUGUUUCAAGCUGCUCAGAAACUUGGAGGAUAUGAGUUGAUCACCGUGCGCAGACAGUGGAAGCACGUAUAUGAUGAAUUGGGCGGGAACCCCAGCAGCACAAGUGCAGCCACGUGUACACGGAGACACUACGAGAGGCUCCUCCUCCCUUACGAGAGGGAGAUUAACGGUGAGCAGGACAAGCCCCUCCCCUUGGCCAAACCCAGGAAGCAGGAGGUCAGCCAAGAGAAGGCCCCGGGACCCAAAGCCAAAGUAGUGGGGGCCAAGAAAUUGAAAGGCUCCAGCAAUCCCAAGCUGGGGAGUAGAAAGGACGGCGGGGAGACGCUGAACAGCCAAGAACAAUCACAGGACUCGGACGAGAAAGAGGAGGAUCAGGAACUCUCUGAAGCCGUAAAACAGGAGGCGUCUCUGAGAGAUGAACCGAUUCUAAUCGAGGAGGAGGAAGAGUUACACGUCACUCUGAAGAAAGAGGAGUCUUUGGAAGUGGAACAGCCAUCAUCACUGUGCCCCAAAGAGCCGGACUGCAGAGCGCCGCACCCUAGCCUUCCCCUCCACUUGGGGCCUGGUCCCCAUCCCGAAUGGAGGCAAAUCACUGAGGCCCUCCAAGCAAAACUGACCAGUGAACAGCAAACUGAAGGGCAUUUCAUUCCUAAGAACCCGUACCUGCCUCACCGCUGGGAUCAGAACAAAUCAGCAGGACACGUUGCUCUGCCCGAGGCCUCCUCCAGGGUCAAAGACUCUAUAGAGAGUCACGGUGGGAGAGUGGGGAAGGUGUUACCCAUGUGUAAGCAGGCGGACAUACAGUGUAUAGACUUGAGCACAGACUCCUUCCCAGAGAAAGAAGACUAUGGGGUCACUAAGAAGGAGACUUCCCAAAGCCCUGCACAGACGGCUGCCUACUGCAAAGCCAGUCAGGGGGUCAUGUCGCCUUUGGCUAAAAAGAAGCUCCUUUCCCAAGUGUGCGAGUCCAACCCCUUCUCCUUUACGUCUCCUUCCCUUCAGCCUCAAACAGUUGCGUCUUCACUCAUACCAGUGGCAGACAGGGACAAGGAGAGGAAGAAGGGUGAGGAGGAGGUGCUAGGACAGCGGCACGGUUGCGCGUCAGAGGCCAUAUCGGAGGUAGCGCCCAUAUUCAGGCCAUCGGUCAUUCAGCACGCCCAGAGCAGCAAGCCCCAACAACAAGCCGCGUCAGAGAGGAGCGCUGUCGGGGAGCUUUCAGAGACAUUCAGCUGCCGGACGAGCCAUCACCUUCAGCCUCAUGUCACUCCGCCGUGGCAGCCCUAUCUCCCCCGAACCCACGCCAAGGACAGCGUGGAGUCCGGGGAGAAGCUACUCCAAGGCCCAGCCGCUCAUGCGCGGAGCUACGUAGGCGACUGCUACUCCUCCCCUCACCUCCACAGUCUGUACAGGCAGACUGAGAACUGUCUGAGCCAGGAGAGGAUGGUCAGCUUUGCCAACGGCGAGCGGAGAGAGCACUACACCAGGGAGCGGGAAGGAGGCCAGGGCUUCGUUUGUGGCGCCCUGGAGCAGGAGGGCCUGGCCUACAGGUCUCACUACAGUGACAGGACUCAAACCCAUGGGGAAAGUAGAGAGGCUGACGACGAGCCCAGAGACUUCACAAUUUCUAAACCUCUCUCUCAGAGGGUGUCCUCUUUCUCCAAGCCCUCCUUCUGCAGCCUACCGUAUCCCAUCAUGCACCAGGGGUUGGACUCCCACCCUAAGGCCUGCAGGGUACCCCCUAUGACAAUCUCUUCUCCCAAACAGAGCUCAGCAGAGUCGUCGCAGCCGUUCCCCAGCCCCAAAGCCUCGAGCGACGCGCCCCUCACCAUCUCCAUUCGACCCAGCAAGCGGAGCCUAGCGGAGCCCGAUAACGAGGAAGUCCCAGAGAGGAAAGUCCGAGUGGUGACGCCGAUCCACCCCGCCUGCUCGAUCCGACGCAGUGACCCAGAGGAGCUGAAGCCAGCCGAGCCAGCCCACGCUGUUCACCUCAACAACCAUCUCCCAGAGGGCCACCCAGCAAACAGCUUCCCCCCAGGCCUGGCCGCACACCUCUACGGCGGCCUGUACCCGCACGGCAGCCUGGUGUCCCCGGGGACACAGGACGGGCUCCAGCACCACCCGGGUCUGCAGUACCUGAAGAGCCAGUCGGCCGUGUCCCCCCUCAUGCCCUCAUUAGCCUUCCACCCCAUGAUGCUCCACAGGCAGCUGUUGGCCUCCAGCCCCAGCCCGCACCACUUCUACCGGCACCCGGGUGGUGCUGCACUGUACGGGGACCUGAUGCACCACCUGUACCCCCUCUCCACCCUGCCGCCUCAGCUGUCCUCGGUACACCCCAGCACCAGACUGUGAGGGAGAGGGGGGGGGGGGGGGAUUUCUUCCCUCUCCUUCCUUCUCCGUAGAAACUUUUUCAGCUUGUUUUUGUCUGUCUGUCUCUUUGCUCGGGGAUUGUGGCUCAGCCGAAGAAAAAAAACUGAUUAUAAACUUUGGCUGACAACAGACGGAUAAACUCGUCAGUCGGGCAGACUGACAAUUCCAUUUCCUCUUUUUUUAUUUGUAUAUGCAUUUGUUUAUAUACGUUGCACUGUUCGUUACCUUUUUUUUGUUUGUAUCACCACUUACUGUAUCUGUUUUUUUGUUGUUGUAUCCUUAUUUGCACAAUGCUCAUGUGUAUGUGCCCACAAAUCAGUUCGUCACUCGAAGCCACCGUGAGUCAGGUCGUUGCUCUGGAUGUGUGAGAAGUGGAGGGCAACAGAGAAAAGCCAUUUGUUUACUGCGUCUGAGGGCUAAACUUUGUUGCUAACAAACACUACAAGUGACAGGACGACGUAAAUGAAAUUCUUUAUAUAACUCGGGGGUGCGUUCACCCUCGCCGAGAAAUCAAUGUGCGACAGCUGUUUGACGCAUUACUACACUUUAGGCCGCCUGUGGUGUUGUAUCUGUUUACAUGUCUCCACGCUGAAAGCUGUUGCCUCUUUGUGCCACAGUCAAAUCCACCUGGAAUCCUUAGGAAUAGACGUUAAGAGUCACCGCAACACGAGAUAGAUUCAUCUUCACAUUCAGAGGUGCUGUGUAUGACAGAUGUACUGUUAUACGCUUUCUUUUUUUUACACAGUUCAGGUUAUUCUUCGUUAUCUAUUUCAGUUCUGACGCAGCAGAAGCAGUCAUCCUGUCCGGAUCUGCUGACAAAUCACGAAUGUUUAUUUUUGUUCCUUAAAUGAAAAAGUCAUUUUAAUUCAUACUUUCUUAAGUGAAAGUAGUUUGACCCCCAAAACGCCUGUGAUGAGCAGAGAGUAGCAGCCUGUUUGUGUCUGAAGGACCAGCAUCAUGAUGCAGCCAUCUGCUGUGGAAUGCUCACCACAAGAAAAUCUGCAUUUCAUCUUUUUUGUUCUUGACUUGAAACCCACCCCCCCCCCCAACCCCCCUAUGCGAACAAGCUCUUUAACUCAACGUGCUAAAAAACACUCGCUGUACGAUUUAACGGGAAUGUUGUCACUUAGGAUAUUAUUGCUUUGCAAAUAUCUGUGCCUUUCACAGUCUUGGAUUAGAGUUAGCACUACAGUUGUUAAGGUUUAUCUCCUGUAGCAGGGUAGGAAUAUAAAUAAUACUGUCGCUCCCGUCUGAAACGCAGCACACAGACGUUCAUGCAGAAACUACAUGGCACACGUGACUAUCAGACACCAGACUUGAUUGGUCUGGCACAGGAUUUAUAGGUAUGCAUUAACCCUAAUGGUUCGUUUUUUGUGCUUUCAAAUGAAUCCAUUCACUUCGCUUAACCGCGCCAGGUAGCCAAUUAUAGAGAGAACCUGAAAAGAUUUUUCCCAUAGUUACUAUUGACACAUGUCAGGCGUCCACGGGGCAUGUGUGCUCUAUGUGUUCUCUGAAAAGGUACCAGACUCCAUAAAGUAUGCCUCCCGUGCUCCAGCGCCCGGGGCAGCAAGACGACACCUGCUCUGGCUUUUUACAACCACUAUUAUUGCAAUCCAGGAUAGUCCACAGUGAACAUGUCUGGUGUCUCAAAGGAAGCGGAGGAAAAAAAGAAGCUGUAAAUGUGGAUGUGUAAAGUUUUACUGAAUACUUAAAGACAUUCAUUUCUGAUUAAGUACUGUACAUUGCUGUGUGUAGGUAGAACUGGUGUCAGCGCCGGCUCCUGUACAGAACGUUCACGCGGGAUCAACUCACAACAACCCCCCUCUCUCGUCUUAUUUUCUGUGUAAAUAGCACUGUAGAUAAUAUCGCGUGGUUGUUAUCAUAUAAACUGUUAUAAUCUGUACAUAGUAUUAAAAAAAAACAGUAUAAAAGUCGGUUACACAAUCUAGCUGUGUCCUUGUUUGCUCUGUUUCAAGGUCACCGUGAUCAUGUUAGAUUUAAACCAACACUACAGUUUAAGAAUUAGGAUACUCUCUAUUUUUUUUUUUUUUUUUUUAUUUGUUGUCGUUUCACUUUUCUUUCCUCCAUGUUGUUUCCAUUAAUGUGCAUCCUGAAAGUGUUUUUGAUACAGUAGCCAUCUGUUUACCAAUCAUCCAGCUGGCGAGCAAAAGAAAAAAUAGACAUUUUGUAUAUGACCUCCUGUAUAUUUAAUUAAAAUAUUUUACUAUCUA
Messenger RNA from Platichthys flesus (European flounder), 5939 nucleotides. RefSeq names its product AT-rich interaction domain 5B (gene arid5b). The coding region runs from base 142 to 3690 and encodes 1182 amino acids. Gene Ontology annotation, molecular function: transcription cis-regulatory region binding. Gene Ontology annotation, cellular component: nucleus. NCBI's taxonomy places the organism in Eukaryota, Metazoa, Chordata, Actinopteri, Pleuronectiformes, Pleuronectidae. The transcript has 10 exons. The record is from RefSeq and is a predicted model, not a curated record. Gene Ontology annotation, biological process: regulation of transcription by RNA polymerase II.